Molecule: messenger RNA, 5687 nt
Organism: Spirometra erinaceieuropaei
Lineage: Eukaryota; Metazoa; Platyhelminthes; Cestoda; Diphyllobothriidea; Diphyllobothriidae
Source: the annotation of a GenBank genome assembly
AUGCCAGGCAGUGCGAUAGUAACGGACCAGUGGAAGGAGUAUGCCAGGCUAGCGGAGGAGGGCUAUCGCCAUCUGACGGGUAAGCAUUCCGUAAUAAAGAAAUGGGUGGCCCUGGGAAGUGUGAUAGUAACGGACCAGUGGAAAGCGUAUCCCCGGGUAGCGGAGGAGGGCUAUCGCCAUCUGACGGCUAAUCGUUUCGUCAAUUCUGUUGAUCUGCUCAACAGAAGGAUUACAAAUGCCAUUGAGGCCUACUGGAGCAGGCUGAAGAAAAAAUUACGCGAAAAAGAACCCAUCAAAGGAAGAAGAGUUUUGGAACACGUCAAUGAAGUCCAAUACCGCCUGUGGUAUGGUGUGAGGUCAAGUAACCUACCGGAGGCGUGGGAAGUGUUCCUAACCCAUGUGACUCAAGCGUAUCCGGUUGCAGAGAAUGAAUGCAAAAACGAAAGCGAAGCUCACUAGGCACAAGGGUAAGUUGAGAACCGAUAACGUAACCGAACUGUUUUAGUUGUGUAGACACUCAGGGACGACAGUAAUGCCAAGAAGACGAAACAACCAGCAGGCCAAGGAGAACGCCAAAUGGAAGCCAGUGCAGACGAAGAAAGCAAAUGUUUAUGUGAACUAAUAAUAGCAAUAGCGACAUCUGUUCCACUGAAAUAUAUUGACUUGGUUUUGCCUGUGGUUGUUUAUACCACCCGGACGGUACAUCUGCGCGAGUCGAAGGCCGCCUAGACGGCCAGUCGGAAGACGAAAGGAAGAACACAUUUUGUGCCUCCUCGCGGCUGACAUAUGCCGAAGGGGACCACCGGUAGGGCUGAGCGUCUGGGGUGCCCGCGAAAUAGUGGAAGACGGCAUCGAACCCAAGACGACGGAUGCGAAAGUGUACCGGUGGGCAUACGUACGCGCAUUCCGGUAACAUACCGCUGAAGGAAAGGCAAAAAUGCACUUUAAGCGUGCAAGUGCCGGUUGGGAGGGGAAGGGGGUAGUUGUGUAAACCGCGACGGCAGAGUCAGUGAGAACUGUGUCGGAAGACCGGCAUCUGUAGGUAGUGGAGACCAAGGUAAACUGGCCUAAAGGAACGCAAAUGCGCAUGACAAGUGAACGCAGACUCAAUGACGAAAAAGAACGUGUCUGGACGUGGCUGCUGGCGGAAGUGCUGUAGGCCGAAAACUAAGGGGAGGACGUAGAGGGUUAGAAUUUCCGAGCUAAUUUAGAUCAAAACGGCCGUGUCGGAUACGUCUUAUCCCUCGGAAAGAAGCCUUUGGAUGUAAGAACAGCGUAAUUCAACGUUAUCGGAAUUAAAUCGUAGCGAACUGUCCCACCUAGAUAGGUAAAAUCGGAAGGUAGAUGGUAAUGUCGUCGUAGGCAGUCGAAACUGCAUGCCAAACCUGUGACCGCCAUACGGAAAACAAAAAGAAAACGCACGCUAACUGUGAAGGCAAAGGUGCUAUCAACCCGUCCGUACGUCAUCCGGUAGUGCGAGUGCAGGAAGUGAUGGUAAGGAUUCAGAUCCUCUGGAGAUGAAACGGAGGGCGCUGCCGGAGGAGAUGACGAAAUGGGAAACACCCGGUAAUGGAUAACGGUAAGAUGAAACCGAAAACCGAAUGGACGUAGGGAAAUCGCUUAGGAAAGCAUUAAUCACAAUACCCAACUCAUAAACUGUAAUCCAUAAUCUAAAACAUAAACCCGGAAACGGCACUGUAAGAGAGAACGGUAACGCUCGAGCCGUAAAGAUAAAUCCCAAGGAAACCUCAUAAGGAAAACCUAAAUUUAAGGCUCUAAAGCUUUUCAGCAAAAAACUAAGUCUAACUGUAACCUCUAACCUAACCCAAAAACUAGACCCUAAACAUAACCUUAUUCUUAACCCUAACCCUAAAAUUAAACCUAACCCUAACCUUAAAAUUAACCCUAACCCAAACCCUAAUCCUAACGUUAACCCUACCACUAACCCUAUCCACAGGCUUAAACUGAACCCGAACCCUAACCCCAAACUUAACCAUAAUCCUAACCCUAAACAUAACCCUAACCGUAACCCUAACCAUAACUCUAAACUUAACCCUAAACCAUAAACCCAAACCUAACCCUAACCCGAACCAUAAUCCUAAACCAAACACGAGCCCUAACCCUAUCCAUAAUCCUAAACAUAACCCGAAACCUAACCCUAAUCUUAACCACAACCCUAAACCUAAACAUAACCCCAAUCCUAACCUUAACCCUAAACCAUAACCCUAAAUUGAACCCUAACCCUAAACCUAACCCUAGCCCUAACCCUAACCCUGAAAUUAACCCGAAACCUAACACUAAACUUAACCCUAAACCUAAUCUUAACCCUAGCCUUAACCAUAAACCACAAGCCUAAACUUGAGCCUAACCCUACCCCUAAACCUAAACCUAACCCUAGCCCUAACCCUAAACUUGACCCGAACCCUAACCCUACCCUCAAACUUAACCCUAACCCUAUCUAUAGCCCUAAAGCCAAAAGUGUUCGGAAAAGCGACGAACACGACGCGAAUAAUGAACUUCAACAGUAACCACCCAAUCAGCCACAAACGCAGUUGCGUAAGAACGCUAUAUCGGCGUGUUGAGACGCACUGCAGUGAACCGGAAGACAAGGUUACUGAAUCCCAAUAUCUUCGACGGGAUUUCAGAAAAAAUGGUUGCCCGCGCAACUUCGUCAACAGAUGCAUGCACAAACGAGACGAUCGACAAAACCGUGCCGACCCCAAAUUCUGGCGAGCGAUCCCGUACAUCAAGAACGUCUCCGAGGCCGUUAACCGCCUUCGUGCACCACUUGGAAUUGGAGUUGCACACAGACCGGAGGCCACCAUGAGGCGUCAGGUGAUGAGACCAAAAUACCCACUGCCACGGCAAGAAACAUCUGGAGUCGUUUACCGGAUCUGGUGCAGUUGCGGACAAAGCAACUACGUCGAAAAAACUGGAAGACUGCUCCGAACGCGAAUUGCCGAACACGCGGCAGCGGUACGGAGGAAUGACGCCAACUCUCAGGUCGCGGCCCAUUCGACGAAACCCGGCCACACAUUCAAGUUCGAUGAGGCCGAAAUUCUCGCGAGAGGGGAUAAUCGUGUGAGCCGCGAGUUGUUUGAGUCAUGGUUUACGGUACCUCAAUCUAUCAACAAGUGCAACGACAUGCCCACUGCGAACUCCGUGCUGAGGCAUAGACUGGCCAAGGUACUUGACCACUCGGGGCGCGCGCAAGCCGGUGAGCCAGAUGGCCGAGAAAUCAUCACGCCAGCAUCCAACACGGGUGAUGACAUUUCGGUAAGUAGCAACUUGCAUGCCGGCCAGCUAGCAGUUAGCGCACCAGCGGGCAGCAAUCCUUGAUGAAGGGGAGCGCGGUUAAUUGCUAUAGGUAUGCGGUAGCAUGGCGACUGCAUCCUAUAUAUACUGCAACUUCCUGUGCACGGGUCACCCUUUUCAGCCACUGUCUCUAAUGAUGGAUUCAAGUGAGAAUCCGAAACGUCAGGCCAAUAAACUUCUUGUUCCAGUGGUCGCAUCUCCUCCUCCUCCUCCUCCUCCUCCUCCUUCUUUUGAACUGCUUCCUGGAACUCGCCUAUUUGCUUCAAUCGGAAAAUGACCAGGUUUUUGACCUGCAUCAACAUUAGGGAGGGGGGCGGCAGGGGUCCCAAUCUACCCGACGUCUGCCUGCAACCGGGUCUACCACCGCACCCCGGAAUGUCGGCAGUUGUUGUGGUGUGCAAUUCAAUAGUGCCUGUGAGAAUCUGAUAUGGCACCCGUGCUGGUCCAGGGGAUCUACCACGUAGCCCGUUUGGAGGACGCACUCACACGACAGUUCGACCGUCGAUUCGACGAUGUCCAUCGUGCGCUACACAGCUAGGUGCAUCAGGCACGAUGACUUGCGUGUGAAUUAGUUUGUAACGGUGGCAGACUUGCACAGCAUCUACCGCACACUAUCAUCCUCCCCAACCUGGACACGGUGUUAAGACUGAGUCAAUGAGAGCGGAGGCGAGGGAGGUCGCAGAUGUACACACACACACACUUCAUUGUCUCAUUUUUCAGGCCUCAGCUGUCCCAGGGUGCGUCUGACUUGCCUGUGUCCUGUUUUGCAGUCAGAACAGUUCGGUGAAUGCCACGCCUAUAAACCUUAAUGUUUGUGGUUGCAAUCUACAGAGCGGUGGGCUAAUCAACUAAAGAUAGAUAGUCUGGCUCAAAUUCUUGAAAUAAAAGAAGAGGUCGAGUUGGAGAUAGGGGUCCCCUGGGUCUAGGGUUGGAGCACGAUCAGUUGAUGACAAAGAUUUGAGGUAGUCAUUUCAGUCUCAUUUACUCUUCCCGUAACAACCUCGGAGUUUGAGUCCUUCUAUUCGCAGUUAUAGCAGGGCAUCGAGAUUUCAUAAGCAAACUUGUCCGAAGCCGCCUUCGCUACCGCAGUAUGCUCUUUUCCACUUGUACAAAAUCGCUAUAAUUAACACCAUACACAUAGGGGGGAGAUAAAGCUGAGCAGGUGUCGUGGUCUUGACUCUACCCCUCUGACAUCCUGAUGACAGGAAGUCAUAAGGGGGAGGGGGUCGCGCUGUGGGCGUGCGACACACGUCCCCCCAUCAUAGGAUCCCAUUGUAGCUUCACGCGUUAGUCUCUUCGUCUGAGUGUCGGCCAGGUGGCUCCCGGUGUGGGAGUCGCAACCCGUCCAUCUGCGACCCCCCACUCACCGUUAGGACAAAGUCUCAGUGAUGGAAGCACAUUUGGACACACUUAUUAUAUGCAAACCAUAGGCAGACGAGGGGGAUGUCGCAGGGCGGCAUCAAAUACACCGAGGGGGUAGCAUUUGGGCUGUGGCUGUCGAGAAUAAAUAUGCAAAACUAUAGAUUGCAGUGUGCAUAUUUGCGAUUUAACAUAAGAGGCGCCCUAAGGACAUGACUGAAUCCGUUGGACUGGUGAAAUAUUCGCUUAUCCGUUGCGCUGUCAGCCUGCACAGGCUGCCCCCAAGGGAGCAUUUCUCAUCUUGUAGUCAGCUAGGAGCGGUGCAUAACACCACGAUCAUUAAGGUUCCUGAUCAUUGUCGACAAGAAGGUUACCUGAAGUUCAGUGGCUAGAGUGUACGCACUAGAGUUAUGAAGUCAAGCUUAUGCCUCACACCUCUACUAGCUCCCAGGCUCGGGUAUGGUUGAAUGAUGGGGAUGAAUGCGCCAGAAAUGACCCUUUCAAUCUCUCUUCCUCCGAUAAUUGGUUGAUUUGCACUAGGCUGGACACAUGAGGACGCUAGUUAGAGCUUUAGGUCAAAAUGCAGCGACUUUACCAUGGCUUGCACAUAAAACAGGUUUAAUGGUUGACUGAAACAAUUUCAACGCAGUUGCAGUCUCCCUCGAUGUCAGCAAGAAUCGUAAUUGUUUUAGUGUCGGAUUAUUUAACGUCCCCUCUUACAACUUCGAGGUUUUAUAUUGCUACGAAAUACGCCCUUGGAACCUCUAGUGAAUUUUUAUAUUUGUCAGUUGCAAGUUUUAAACGCUUCUGUUGCUACUAGCGCUACUACUACUACUACUACUACUACUACUACUACUGUCACCACUGCUGUUAUUACUACUGGCGAUGACGAUUACGACGACGAUGGUGAUCGUGAUGAUGCUGAUGGUGGUGGUGGUGGUGGUGGUGGUGGUGGUGGUGGUGGUGGUGGUGGUGGUGGUGUAACGCCCCUCGGCGCGAACAGAAUUGUUUGA